Messenger RNA from Zea mays, 1144 nucleotides. Its product is annotated as VAN3-binding protein. Gene Ontology annotation, biological process: leaf vascular tissue pattern formation; phloem or xylem histogenesis; auxin-activated signaling pathway. Lineage: Eukaryota; Viridiplantae; Streptophyta; Magnoliopsida; Poales; Poaceae. The record is from RefSeq and is a predicted model, not a curated record. The transcript has 6 exons. Bases 46 to 978 code for a protein of 310 amino acids.
GUUUCUUAGAGUAUAGAUGCAUUGGCUGGCAAUGGUACACUGGAUAUGUGCAAGGAUGACAACGGAAACAACAUGCUCAAUCUCAAUGAAGAGAUAAAAAAGAGGGUGGAAGAGAUUAGGGCUCUACUAUCCAGUGGAAAUGUUCAGCGCACAGGAUGUCAGAAAUACAAGACUAGCCAUGUCAACCGUAUGAUUGUGAGCCCAGUGGCAGAAUGGUUGAAAGGCAAACUAAUGAAUAUAAUGCAGAAGGGAUAUGUAAAGAGGGAGGAUAAAAGACUUCAAACUGCCCAGAUAAAUGCAGCCCUCUCGGUUGCAAAGCUGUCUACAGUAGUUGCAGGAACUAUUGGAAAUUUCACCUUUGGGUCAAAUAAUUUGAGUGGCAUUGCCAUGACUGAGAGGAGAGAAGACACUGACAUGAAGAUGCAUGCCGCAAUCAUGUCAGCUGCAGCGCUGGUGGCAGCGUCAUGUGCUGAGGUGGCGAAAUCUGCCGGAGCUACCAGGGAGCAGGUUUCAUCAGUCAUUAAUAUGGGAAUGGAGACUAGGGCACUGGGAGAUUUGCUCACACUAACUACUAGUGCGGCAGCUUGUCUAAGAGGGGUUGAGGGUCUUAAGAUGCGGAUAAGCAACUGUUCCUUGGAAGGCCGCAUGAACAACCAGAAAGAUGCCACACUAUUUGUUCGUACACCCAAGGGAAGGUUCCAUAAGAGGAUUGUUUCCGUGCACUGCAAGUAUGACAAUAUAAUACUAACAUUAGGCAAGAAGGGUCAUUUCAAAAGCUCUGAAAAAUAUGUAAUUUUCCACGAACAAGGGGAGGGAGAAGAAUUCAGGUAUCCUACAGAUAAACAAAGCUAUUGUGCAAUGAAUCUCUCUACAUCUGGUGGAACCAUUCAGUUACUAUUUGAAGACAAUGAACAAUACAACUCCUGGAGAGCAUUCAUCAGCUACCACAUGAACCAGGGACGGAUGCUAUCUUACUGAGUGCCUAGUUCCAACUUCCUAGCAACACCAACUACAUGUAUUUAUUAUUUUAUUGUACUCUCUAAGUUUGAAACCUAUCAGUAACAAAUAUAGCGAAAUAAAAACUUACAGUUAUCUCACUAAUGUAAUCAAGGACGAUGAUUUGUCUCAAGGUAUAUUUUCUUAA